GAGAGCUUGCGCUGUGUACGACGAGGCUUGGUGCGCCCCAAACUUGGAGCGCCCGGCAGGCUGCGAACGCGCCCUCCCGCCUCCCUCCCACUCGAUCGGGGCAGCCCCGCGGCCGCGCGGCCUGGCCCUCCCGGCCGAAGUUUUGUGCAGCGCCUCCCGGCCGAAAGACGCAACGCGCCCUUCCUAGGCCCCUCCCGACGACCCGGGGCCCUGCGUCGGGCCCAAACGACCCGCCCCCCCGUGCCACGGGGCCGGAGCCGGCGCCAUGAACCCCAUGGACGGUUUGGAUGAGCCCCUGCUCGACGACGACGACACGAAGCGCCGGCGCUGGACGAAGCGCGAGGACGAGAAGCUCCGGGCCGGCGUGCGCGCUCUGGGCACGGACGACUGGGCGCGCGUGUGCUCGCGCUACCUCAGCGGCCACGGCCGCGCGCCGGACCAGUGCCGGCACCGCUGGGAGCAUGUGUUGAGAGAGGGUUUGGUGAAGGGCGCCUUCACGCCCGACGAGGACGCGAUCAUCCUCGAGAUGCUGUCCAACGGCCAGCGGCCCUCGUGGAUGGACGUCGCCGCGCGCAUUCCCGGCCGCAUCGGCAAGCAAUGUAGGGAGCGCUGGACGAACCACCUCGACCCGAACCUCAAGAAGGGCGGCUGGACGCCCGAGGAGGACGCCGUCAUGGCGGCGGCCCAAGCGCGCUGGGGCAACGCCUGGACGAAGAUCGCCGAGCUGCUUCCCGGUAGAGCGGAAAAUGCGGUGAAAAAUAGGUGGAACUCCGCCUUCCGCCGGAACAACGCGCACGCCUUCGGCCGGGCCACGGACGACCGCGUCGCGCGCGCGCUCCAGGAGGCGCGGCGCGGCAUGGAAAUUAUUGAUCGGGCGGGCUCGUUGCACGCCGACGGCGGGCGCCACUCGCCCGCCAAUAUGAACGCGCCGCCGCGGCGCCGGGCGCAUCGCCGCGCGCGGUCGCCCGCGCAGCUGCCAGCGCCGCGCCGUUCGACGCCGUCACCCUUAAAUACGGGCGCGCCGCCGGAGGGUUUAGAUUUGGUGGUCCUGGCCAUCGAGUCGUCGCGCGGCCUGCCGGCCAUCGACGACGGGUCCUCGUCGCCGCUGCCCGAAUCGCCGCGCAAGAAGCGCAAGGAGCCGGAGCAGGCGUCGUCGCUGCCGGCCGCCGCCGACGUCACUUCCAGCGUGGAGACGCUGCGCGAGCGCUCGCCGUCCGACGACCAGAAGCCUCCGGGCGAGGAGGCGUCGGUGAUCACGCCGCCACCGCAAGCCGCGAAAACGGCGUGGCCCGAGGAGUCGAAGGCGGCGGUGCAGAAAACCCUAAACCCGUCGCCGGACAACUCCGUCGACGGGGCCGGUCAGCCGGUGUCGCCGGUCUGA
This is a messenger RNA of Pelagomonas calceolata, 1381 nucleotides long. Lineage: Eukaryota; Pelagophyceae; Pelagomonadales; Pelagomonadaceae. The record is from the annotation of a GenBank genome assembly.